CUCGCGGGCUCCGAGCGCGCGCCCCGCCCCCCCACAGGGCGAGUAUCGACUCAUCGAGCGGGGCCGCGCGCGCCGCCCCAACAGCCGGCCAGGCGGAGGCGGCCGCCCGAGGAGGAGGAGGAGGAGGAGAAGGAGGCCGCCGGAGGAGGACGGGGAGAGGAGGGCGGCGCCGCGGGGCCUCAUGAAGCUCCGCGUGCGCCUCGGGCGGCGGACGGGGCCGCUGGAGCUGCGAGGCGCCGAGCCCACGCUGGGGGACCUGCGCGCGCACCUCGCCCACACCCUCCUGCCCGGCUGGGGCUACAGCCCUGAUACCCGUUUUUCAAUAACACUGAACAAGAAAGAUGCCCUCACUGAAGAUAACGAGACCUUGGCUUCAUACGGAAUUGUCUGCGGGGACCUGAUAUGUGUAGUCCUCGAAGAUGCCAGCCUCCCUUCACCCACAGAUUCAGCUCUUUCCGGACUUCAGGAUAGGAGCGAGUCUCCCUCCUUGACCGCCAGCAGGCUCGAGAAUCCGUCUCCGGCACAUUCAGCCCAAGAUGAUGUCCAGAAUGACGACUUUACGGCAGGAACUAGUUUAGAGUUUGAUCCUGGAUUAACUCAGCAUGACAUGGACCUGGAAGAGACUGCAGGAAGUUAUUUCUUUGAACCAAUGCUGUGCAGUGAAGCUGUGGAUGGGCAGGUGCCUCAUUCCCUGGAGACGUUAUAUCAUUCAGCCGAAUGCACCGGUACCAACGAUGCCUUGAUUGUCCUGGUUCAUCUUCUCAUGCUGGAGUCCGGCUAUCUGCCCCUGGGGACUGAAGCAAAGGCAGGGUCCAUGCCGGAGAAAUGGCGAUCGGGUGGCGUUUACAAAUUGCAGUACACACAUCCCCUCUGCGAAGAUGGCUGUGCCGCCCUAAUUUGCGUGCCUUUGGGGAACCUGAUCGUUAUAAACGCCACAUUGAAAAUCAACAAUGAGAUAAGAAGCGUUAAAAGACUGCAGCUGCUGCCAGAAUCUUUUAUUUGCAACCAGGAGCAAGAGGAAAAUGUAGCCAGGGUAUACAAGGAUCUUCAGAAGCUGUCCCGCCUCUUUAAAGACCAACUAGUUUAUCCUCUCUUGGCUUUUGCCCGACAAGCCCUGAACCUCCCUGAUGUUUUUGGCUUGGUGGUACUCCCUCUGGAACUGAAACUCCGGAUUUUCCGCCUGCUGGACGUCCGUUCUGUCCUUUCUCUGUCCGCUGUCUGCCGAGACCUCUUAACGGCUUCCAAUGACCAGCUCUUGUGGAGGUUUAUGUAUCUUCGGGACUUUAGAGAUUCUACUUCCAGGUCUCGAGACACAGAUUGGAAAGAACUCUACCGGCGGAAGCAGAAGCAGAGGAAGGAUGCCCUGAGGUGGAGACACACCAUGUUCCUGCCAACACAGCCCCACCCCAUCCCCUUCCACCCCAACCCCUUCUACCCGAGUCCGUUCCCACCCAACCCCUUCUCUCCCAAUCCUUUGUAUCCCCCAGGGGUCAUUGGUGGAGAAUAUGAUGAAAGACCUUCACUCCCUUAUGUUGGGGACCCAAUCAAUUCCCUCAUCCCUAAUCCCGGGGAGACCCGUGGCCAUUUCCCUCCAUUCCGACCACGUUUCGAUCCGAUUGGCCCGCUUCCGGGACCCAGUCCGGGGCUGCCGGGACGAAGUGGCCCCAAUGACAGGUUUCCCCCCAGACCCGGCCGAGGGCGACCCACCGACAUCCGCCUCUCAUUUAUGUGACCGAUUUCCCCGCCUCUCCCCCUCUCCUCCGCCCGCGCGCGCCCCCCCCACCCCCCCCCCAGAUCAGUUUUCCAUUCGUGCGUGCUUUGGUUUUGUUUUCUUUCUAAAGCAGGAAGCAAUAUCCUUGGGGCAUCGACUCCAGGUGUUUUAUUUUGAUUGCGGUGUUGAAGCGUGCUCGCUCAAGGGUCCCCUUGAGCACAGAGACAAAGUGCAGCGAAAACUCUGGGUGGGAGGGUCACGGGGAGUUGCCUAAAACUGAAGGCGGCUUCAGAAGAGCUUCACUGGGCAUAACAGGCCACUGACUUUCUCCCUCAUCGUCGUCUUCGAACAGGAUGAGGAAGGGUGUCUAUUUGAUGCAGCACAUCUUCCGCUCAAGAACUUAUGAGGGCAAACAACAGGCCGGCUGUGACUUAUUACCGAAAAGCGCGUAAUAAAUCCUCAGGAUAACCUCA
Ornithorhynchus anatinus (platypus) is the source of this 2184-nucleotide messenger RNA. It is a transcript of the gene FBXO7, whose product is annotated as F-box protein 7. The record is from RefSeq and is a predicted model, not a curated record. The coding region runs from base 182 to 1732 and encodes 516 amino acids. Gene Ontology annotation, biological process: positive regulation of autophagy of mitochondrion; autophagy of mitochondrion. Gene Ontology annotation, molecular function: protein kinase binding. The transcript has 9 exons. Lineage: Eukaryota; Metazoa; Chordata; Mammalia; Monotremata; Ornithorhynchidae.